AUGCGUUUCUCCAUCGCUGCCUCUGCCGCGCUCGUCGCUGGCGCCUCUGCUGGCUAUGUCAACUCCAAUGCCACUCACAUUAUCACCGAGGUUUUGACCGCCUACACCACCUACUGCCCCGGCCCAACCGAGGUUGUUCAGGGAGGCAAGACCUACACCGUCACUAAGGCCACCACCUUGACCAUCACGGACUGCCCAUGCACUGUCACCCGCCCAGUUGUUACCACCACCCAGACUGAGUGCAAGGAAUGCCCACCACCCACUGGCCCAGUGCCCACUGUUCCAGCUCCCAGCGGCCCAGCUCCCAGUGGCCCUGCCCCCAGCAUCCCUGCUCCCGUUCCAACUGGCACCGGUGUUCCUCCACCCCAGCCCCCAGUCAACCCACCAGUCAACCCACCAACCAACCCACCAACCAACCCCCCAGUCUACCCCAACGGCACCCAGCCAGUGCCUCCUUCUCCUCCUCAGGGAACUGCUCCUGGCACUAAGCCCAGCGGCCCACCCAACUUCACCGGCGCUGCUUCGCGCGUCGUUGCUGGCGGCGCCGGCCUUGCUGGUGUUCUCGCUCUUGCUUUCCUCUUGUAA
This is a messenger RNA of Ophidiomyces ophidiicola, 585 nucleotides long. RefSeq lists its product as uncharacterized. Gene Ontology annotation, cellular component: fungal-type cell wall. Gene Ontology annotation, molecular function: structural constituent of cell wall. The record is from RefSeq and is a predicted model, not a curated record. The transcript has 3 exons. Gene Ontology annotation, biological process: fungal-type cell wall organization. The coding region runs from base 1 to 585 and encodes 194 amino acids. NCBI's taxonomy places the organism in Eukaryota, Fungi, Ascomycota, Eurotiomycetes, Onygenales, Onygenaceae.